Molecule: messenger RNA, 1684 nt
Organism: Rubroshorea leprosula
Lineage: Eukaryota; Viridiplantae; Streptophyta; Magnoliopsida; Malvales; Dipterocarpaceae
Source: the annotation of a GenBank genome assembly
UUCAUUGUUUUCUAGGGUAUUGGAUACAACAUAAAGGUUAUUGUUGUUGGGAUCUAGUAUCACAAAAACUCCGUGUCUCUCGUCAUAUUGUUUUUUGGGAAGAUACUAUGUUUGCAUCUCUUUCUGAAUUCAAGGUGUCUCCUUCUCAUCAAACUCCUGUCUUCACUAAUCCAUCUCUUGAGUUAUUUCCUAAUGAUGAUGCAGAGUCUCUUGAUGAGCUUUCAAAUGAUCAAACUACCAUGGUUCCUAUUUCAGAACAUGUCUCUUCUGUGGAUAUUGCACUUGGAACAAAUGAGAUUGAAAAUCCCUCAGUUGCCUCCUCUUCCAGUCAUCCUAUUCGGGCUUUGGAAAAGACAAGUACUUGGGAUUUGGUUGAUCUUCCUACUGAUAAGACUCUUGUUGGAUGCAAGUGGGUAUACAAGAUCAAAAGUCGUUCUAAUGGAUCUAUGGAGCGCUAUAAGGCACGUCUGGUGGCAAAGGGUUUUACACAGGAAUAUGGCAUUGAUUAUGAAGAAACUUUUGCUCUUGUUGCUCGUCUUACCACAGUACGCAGUUUACUUGCUAUUACUGCUGUACAAAAAUGGAAGUUGUUUCAGAUGGAUGUGAAGAAUGCCUUUCUUAAUGGUGAUUUGGAAGACGAGGUUUAUAUGAAACCGCCUCCUGGACUUACUCAUCCUUCGAAUAAGGGAAUGGUUCUCUUACUCAUAUAUGUUGAUGAUAUGAUUAUCACUCAAGAUGAUGCUUCAGGAAUUGAUGAGCUUAAGCAGUUUCUCAGCCACAAAUUUGAGAUGAAAGAUCUUGGCUCUUUGAGUUAUUUUUUAGGACUUAAAGUUACAUCAUCAGAUGAUGGCUAUCUUCUCUCUCAAGUGAAAUAUGCAUCAGAUCUCGUGUCUAAAGCUAGUCUCACUGAUAGUAAGAUUGUCUCCACACCUCUCGAACUGAAUGUUAAGCUCACAACAUUAGAUGGCUCUCCACUUGCUGACCCUACUCGUUAUCGACAAUUGGUUGGGAGUUUGAUUUAUCUUACUAUGACACGCCCAGACAUAACAUAUGCAGUUCAUGUUGUUAGUCAGUUUAUGACUGCUCCUCAAUAGUUAGACAUAACAUAUUGAGGAGAUUUCUCUUUUUCUUUGAGUUUGGCCAUUGCUUUUGGCUCUGGCUCCAACAUUUGUGCUACUUCUCUCGACUCAGAAGAUGAUGUCAUCAACAAGUACAAGAAUGGCAAGUCGAAUUUGGAAAAUUUGAAGAAGCGGGGCGCAACCAUUUUACACGGAGUUGAUGCAACCAAAAUGAAGAAUCAUGAUGACUUAAAAAAGCGCAGGUUUGAUCGAAUUAUCUUCAACUUCCCUCAUUCAGGCUUCCAUGGAAAGGAGAGUGAUUACUGGGUGAUUCAGAAACAUAGGACUCUUGUGAGUGGAUUCUUCAGCAAUGCAAGCAAAAUGCUUCAAGUCAAUGGUGAAACACAUGUGAACCAUAAAAUCACACACCCUUUUUGUUGUUGGAAUCUCGAGGAACUGGCUCAUGCAAAUUCUCUGGAGCUGAUUGAAAGCGUUGAGUUCAAAAUAGGAGAUUACCCUGGUUAUAACAAUAAGAGAGGGUCUGGUUCAAAAUGUGAUGAACCCUUCCCUUUGGAUUUGUGCAAUACCUACAAAUUCAGAUUUUUGAAUAGAGCUAAAAACAUAUC